UACAUUUCAGUCUGAUAUAUGUGUGUCCUCUAGACAUUUAAUGUGUUUUCAACAAUGUUUGAAAUUAUGACUAGUUUUUAAGCCUGCUGGUCGCUCUACAAAUCGAAUGCUGAGUUCCUCCCGUCGGAAUGGGCACUAACAUCUCAAGACUUUCCAGAAGGUUUGAAUUUCAAAAAUUUGUGUCAAGAGUAGCUAGAGGCUUUCAGUGUCUGUGUUAUCGGUUUUUAUCAUUAUUUGGAUACAAGAAAAAAAUCAAAGAAAUGGAAUGUAGUUCAUCAAGAGCUGACAUGGCAGAACCUACCAUUCGGACUUUUCUUCUUAAUGAUGGAGAACAUCUUGAAACUUCCGUCUUCCGCCUGGAUAAAGGUUCGUGGAUAGAGUUGCGUCUCGGUCCGACGUUGUUUGGCCGUAAAGUCACAGUCUACACCAAUCUGCCGGAGGAAGGGAAGCCAUUCUCUCGUAAGCAAUACCGAAAGUUAGACUGGACAAGUGGCACGGCAGACGAUACAACCAAGUACUGUCGUCUGCUGCUCUGUGCACCAGGGUCCUACCAUUACUACUUCCACUACAAUGACAGUGAUACUCGACGAGGUUCUGGUUAUUUCCUGGUGGAGCCGACACUCAAUGCUGGUGGAGAAGACAUCACUCUCGACUGUGUACAAUGUGUUACCUACAUUGCCAAGCUGCUGGGACCACUAGACACAUGGGAGGCCAAGCUGAGAGUGGCCAAGGAGACUGGGUACAACAUGGUACACUUCACACCUAUACAGGAACUCGGAGGGUCAAAUUCUGCCUACAGUCUACAGAACCAACUUGCUCUCAACCCCACGUUUGCUGUCAAUGGACACACACCUGACAUCAAUGAGCUCCAGAAUCUGAUAGAAAAGAUCAGGAAUGAGUGGAAGAUGUUGAGCAUCUGUGACAUCGUGUUGAACCACACGGCCAAUGAGAGUCCGUGGUUGAGAGAACAUCCAGAGUGUACAUACAAUCUACAGAACUGUCCUCACCUUCGGCCGGCUUACCUGCUGGACUUGACUCUGUACAAGUUCAGCCUAGAGGUCUCCAAGGGAUUGUGGGAGUUCUCUGGGGUCCCGGCCGAGGUCAACUGCGAUGAACAUCUACAGGCUAUUCGCCACGCGUUAUUUGGCACAGUUCUUCCCAGAGUGAAGAUCCCCGAGCUUUACUUGCUGAACGUCCACGCUCUAGUAGAAGAGUUUCAAGCGAAGGCUCGUAACAGGGUCCCACCGUUACCUACCGCGGCACCUCCCGACUACAGCCAGCUCAAGUUGGUACAAGACCCUCAGUAUAGGAGGCUGCACACAACUGUGGACUUGGAACUGGCUCUGCGGCUGUAUAAUGUGUACAGGAGCGACUGUUUUGACGAGGACACAAGACUCCGGCGUUGUGCUGAAGACUUCAAAAAGAAAUUGGAGGAGUUAAAUGGCGCAGUCUAUCAACAGGUACAGGCACAUCUAGUUGCUGCAGUAGAAAACUCCAUUGCAGGUAUUCGCUAUUUCCGAGUACAAGCUGAUGGACCUAGGGUACCAGUGGUGUCUGCUAAAGACCCCCUUGUCCCAAGGUAUUUCACAGACGCAGACGACAGCCUGAAUGAAGACGUGAUGUACUCAGGGAACGCUUGCUAUGUUAUGGCUCACAACGGCUGGGUGAUGAAUGCCGAUCCGCUCUCUAACUUUGCAAGUUCGGAGUCCAACGUGUACUUGAGGAGGGAACUGAUAGCGUGGGGCGACAGCGUCAAACUCAGGUACGGUGACAAGCCAGAAGAUUGUCCAUUCCUGUGGCAGCACAUGCAAGCGUAUGUGGAACAAACAGCUCGAGUGUUUGAUGGAGUUCGCUUGGACAACUGUCACUCUACUCCACUUGUAGUUGCUGAGUAUUUGAUUGACGCUGCCAGAAAAGUAAGACCAAACCUGUUUGUGGCUGCGGAACUUUUCACAAAUUCUGACCAAACUGACAACAUUUUUGUUAACAGACUGGGAAUCACAUCUUUGAUACGAGAGGCAAUGUCCGCCUGGGACAGUCAUGAGCUGGGUAGGUUGGUCUACAGGUAUGGCGGGGCCCCAGUAGGUGCCUUCACCCCCCGCCAGGACCGUCCCCUGGCCCCCACCGUGGCUCAUGCUCUCUUCCUGGACCUCACCCAUGACAACCAGAGCCCUGUAGACAAGAGGAGUGUGUUUGAUCUGUUACCAAGUGCUGCAUUGGUCGCUAUGGCUUGUUGUGCUUCCGGCAGCAAUAUGGGCUAUGAUCAGUUGGUGCCGCAUCAUAUUCACGUUGUUGAGGAGUCAAGAGAAUACAUGAGGUGGGGCGAAGGUGAAGUAAACAUCAACUCAGGAAUCGUGGCUGGGAAAAGAGCUCUGAACAAUCUACACUACAGACUCGGCAAAGAAGGCUACAGUCAGGUGUUCGUAGACCAGGUGACCGAGGACGUGGUGUGUGUGACUCGACACUGCCCUGCGACCCGUGAGACUGUCGUACUGGUCGCCUUCACGGCCUUCUCCCAUCCUCCAGCAGACAAGACUGCCGAGGGGCGAGGGGUCACUGUGUCUGGCAACGUUGACUCGGUCAUCCUGGAGGCGUCUUUGUCCCACAAGUCUACGGACAAGUACAGCAGACCGACACAGUUUGAGAAAGACCUGAAGAAGAUCAACGGAUUGACAGAGUAUGUACUCAACAUCAGAGAGAACAUGAAGCCUAACGAGGUUGCCAUGGUGGAACUGACUCCUACUAGUGAUGGUGGGACUCGGCUCAACUUUACCGCAAGGUUCAAGCCCGGCUGUAUAGUGGCAAUCAAGGUUGUGCCACAGCCGAAUGUGAGACCUGCACUACAAAAGCUGUCCUUAGUACCAGACAUGCAACACGUAGUGGCCAGUCUUACAUUGGCUGACAUAAACCGAGUGUUGUACAAGUGUGAGAGAGAAGACGCAGCCUAUGAGAUACCAGGGUUCGGCAAACUUGUCUACUGCGGACUACAAGGAACCGUUUCUCUUUUGGAUGAGAUAACUCCAAAGAAUGAUCUUGGUCAUCCGCUGUGUGCCAAUAUACGUGACGGACUGUGGCUACGUGACUACACAGUCACAAGACUUGUACGUGACCCGGGCACUAAACAGCUGGGAGAGUUUCUACAACAGAGGUUGGCACCUCUAGAGGACAUUCCACACUUCCUAAGGCCUGCGUAUUUUGAUCUCGUCAUCACUCAAGCUUACAAUGCUGUUGUCAAGAAAGCUGAAUCUCUCAUGUCAAAGUUUGUCUCUGAAGGAUCAGCGUUCACCAAGGUUCUAGCCCUAGGCAGUGUACAGUGUGGAGGGGUUCAAGAUGAUGCUCCCCUACCACCCUUGUCUACCAAUCUGGCCCCCCCUACUCCUCCUACUCGUACUCUGUCUAGCGGAGAGACCAAACAGGCCUGCGUCACACUUUCUGCUGGUCUGCCACAUUUUUCAUCUGGCUACAUGCGCAACUGGGGCCGAGAUACUUUCAUUGCUUUGCCAGGACUGUUCCUACUCACUGGCAGAUACGACGAAGCUAGGUUUAUUAUACUGUCGUAUGGCGGAUGUUUACGUCACGGAUUGAUCCCCAAUCUGCUGGACGGAGGCGCAAAUCCUCGUUACAACUGCCGAGACGCUGUGUGGUGGUGGCUGUAUAGUAUACAGUGUUACGUAAACUCCGCCCCUAACGGAGCAGCCAUCUUGAAGGAUGUAGUUAACAGAAUCUUCCCCAGCGACGACUCUGAGCCUACUUAUGUUGACCAACCGUUGCAUGAUGUGAUUCAAGAAGCGAUGCAAGUUCACUUCCAAGGUCUUUGCUACAGAGAACGCAACGCAGGGACAAAAAUUGAUGCUCAUAUGACUCACCAGGGGUUCAAUGUUCAGAUCGGUGUUCAUCCUAAAACAGGAUUUGUGUUUGGCGGGAACGAGUGGAAUUGCGGAACAUGGAUGGACAAGAUGGGGUCUAGCGACACUGCUGGCAACCGAGGGAAACCCGCAACUCCUCGGGAUGGCUCGGCUGUCGAGUUGGUAGGCCUGUGCAAGGCUGCGGUGAGAUUCCUGGCUCAGCAGAACAGAUUGGGCAACUUCCCGUACAGCGGCGUCACUAGGACCAACAAGGACGGAAGUCAGACUACGUGGAGGUAUGAGGAGUGGGAAGCUAGGAUCGCACACAACUUUGAAGCUCACUUCUGGAUAAACUCCGCCCCCGUUCAGGGCGAGGAACGCCCCGACCUGAUCAACCAACGGGGAAUAUACAAAGAUUGUUACGGAGCCACACAACCGUGGACUGACUACCAGUUGAGGCCUAACUUCCCUGUAGCUAUGGUGGUGGCGCCAGAGAUGUUCACCCCAGCCAAUGCCUGGCAAGCGCUUAAAACAGCUGAGGAACACCUGCUGGGACCUCUGGGCAUGAAGACUCUGGACCCAAGUGACUGGGCAUACAGAGGCGACUAUGACAACGACAACCAAAGCAGCGACGCUACCGUGGCACACGGCUUCAACUACCACCAGGGGCCGGAGUGGGUAUGGCCCGUCGGGUUUUUCCUGCGCGCACGUCUCCACUUUGCUGAGGCCCAAGGUGGCGCUGGGCUGCUGGCUAGGACUGUUUCACAUACUCACACAUUGCUGUCUCGUCACUACAGUCACAUACAUAGCUCAACCUGGCGAGGACUGCCUGAACUGACCAAUAGUGACGGAGCUUUCUGCAAGGGUAGCUGUCCUACGCAGGCGUGGAGCAUGGGCUGCGUGCUGGAGGUCGUGGAAAAGCUGCAAACACUGGAGCAAUCUCUGCAGAACUGACCGGAGCCUCGCCCCAGGGUCAGGGUUAGCUGGGGGCCGAAGGGGCGAAAGGACCCUGGGCAAAGGCUGGCUCAGUCGAACGUCCGAGUUUACCGAUUUCCUCCUCAUACAGGAAGUCUGGAAGAGUUUCCGGUAGAAGUUGAUUUAAGACCGAUGAAACCAAAAGACAAGAUCAAACGUGUGAUUCGACUCUUCCUCGCUUUCUGGCUGGGCUGUUUUCUGUUAAUGACUGCGGCUUACUAUGCCUUGUUUUUUACUUAGAUAGGUUAUGACUGUUAUAAGUAUGGUUUUGUUUGGUGGAUUAAUCAGUUUUAAAGUAGUAUGAAUUUUUUUUUAACUUAAAUAAUAUUUUUUUUUAUUUAAAACGUGACAUUAAAUUAAAUAAAUUUGUGAAAAGUCAACAAUAAUAGUUCUUUUAAGUAUAUAUAAAUUUGUUAGUUGUAAUAGAAAAUUAUGUAUAUUAACGAACUUGUAUCCACCAAACCGUUUCUUAAUCCAUGUGUUCUUGUUGUGCCAUGUCAUUUAGUGUAUAGUAAGUUUGUCUUUAACAAUAUUUAAAGUGUAAGAUUACCAGAGUUUUAAUAGAAUUUAGCUAUUUAUGGCAUAAAAUAUAAAAAUGUCUUUCAACAUAAAGCCAUCAUAUAAAUUUAAAAUAUUUUCUUAAAUCCAUUGUUUUUAUUCUAGUUGAAUUGUUACAUGUUUUAUCAAUUUUACGUCUAUAAACCUUUAUUUUUCGAAUUAUAUUUGUAUGAUAUUAGUGUCUUACACAAAAUGUUAAUGUUAAAAGGCUUUAAUUAUUAUUUGUUAAAUCUUUGUUAAAUAUUAGUAUAGUUUGUUAUGUUAUUUUACAGAACCCAAAAAAACAAUAAAUUGCUUUAAUGUAAGUAAGUUCAAUCACAGCUUUGUGAGAUAACAAAUUUAACUUUUAAAGUUUCAAUUUGAAAUAUUUAGACUUUUUGAGUUUAUAUCUUGAUAUUAUUUGUCUAUUUUUAGAAUUUUUUGGUGAAAAUAUACUCCUUUCCAAAGCUAGCCCUCCAAACUUAAUUUAGUAAAAUAUCUUACGUUUUGCUUAACAAAUUGAAUGCACAUUUCAGUGACAUACCUUUUGUAUGGAUUUGCAACAAAGUUUUACGAAUAAUUUGAGGUAAAGAGAAAGGAUGCUUUAUAAGGCCCUGAGGUAAUUUAACUAAGUGUUGUAUUUUUAUUCUUUGAUAUAUUUAAAGAAAUUUUAGCAAUUUGUCAGUGCCUUAAACCUAUGAUGUGUUCACUUGUAAAAGUUAACUUGUAGAAAUAUAGCGUUUUAUUCUUUUUCAUAGUUA
This is a messenger RNA of Macrosteles quadrilineatus (aster leafhopper), 6118 nucleotides long. Its product is annotated as glycogen debranching enzyme. The record is from RefSeq and is a predicted model, not a curated record. Bases 129 to 4799 code for a protein of 1556 amino acids. Gene Ontology annotation, molecular function: amylo-alpha-1,6-glucosidase activity; 4-alpha-glucanotransferase activity. Lineage: Eukaryota; Metazoa; Arthropoda; Insecta; Hemiptera; Cicadellidae. The transcript has 30 exons. Gene Ontology annotation, biological process: glycogen biosynthetic process; glycogen catabolic process.